Messenger RNA from Morone saxatilis (striped sea-bass), 1359 nucleotides. It is a transcript of the gene polr2c, whose product is annotated as RNA polymerase II subunit C. Lineage: Eukaryota; Metazoa; Chordata; Actinopteri; Moronidae. Gene Ontology annotation, molecular function: DNA-directed RNA polymerase activity; protein dimerization activity. Gene Ontology annotation, cellular component: RNA polymerase II, core complex. The record is from RefSeq and is a predicted model, not a curated record. The coding region runs from base 100 to 927 and encodes 275 amino acids. The transcript is spliced from 9 exons. Gene Ontology annotation, biological process: DNA-templated transcription.
GUGGUAAAUAAUUCCGUGGAGGCCGUCAAGCCGAAGCAGCGGUAGUGGAGUGUGUGGACGGUUUUACAACGUUAAUUUUAGCCUUGUUUAACUGCAAUAAUGCCGUAUGCUAACCAACCGACGGUGAAGAUCACAGAACUGACAGACGAAAAUGUCAAGUUUGUCAUUGAAAACACUGAUUUGGCGGUUGCAAACUCUAUCCGCCGUGUGUUCAUGUCAGAAGUUGCCACUAUAGCGAUUGACUGGAUCCAGAUCGAUGCCAAUUCGUCAGUACUGCAUGAUGAGUUUGUUGCACACAGAGUUGGUCUCAUACCUCUCACAAGUGAUGACAUCGUGGACAAAAUGCAGUAUUCUAGGGACUGUACCUGUGAUGAUUUUUGUCCAGAGUGUUCUGUGGAGCUGACACUGGACGUCCGAUGUACUGAGGACCAGACGCGCCACGUCACCUCACGUGACCUUCUGUCCAACAACCCCAGAGUCAUCCCGGUGACUUCCAGGAGUCGAGACAACGAUCCCAAUGAUUAUGUCGAACAGGAUGACAUUUUACUAGUGAAGCUUCGUAAAGGUCAGGAACUGCGGCUCAGGGCGUACGCCAAGAAAGGUUUUGGUAAGGAGCACGCCAAGUGGAAUCCAACGGCGGGCGUGUCCUUUGAGUACGACCCAGACAACGCACUGAGGCACACAGUCUACCCACGGCCUGAGGAGUGGCCAAAGAGUGAAUACUCAGAGAUUGAAGAGGAUGAGGUUCAGGCUCCCUAUGACCCUAAUGGAAAGCCAGAAAGGUUCUUCUACAACGUGGAGUCCUGCGGCUCUCUGCGACCGGAGACCAUCGUUAUGUCAGCGCUGGCCGUCCUCAAGAAGAAGCUGAGUGACCUGCAGACUCAGCUUAGCCACGAAAUCCAGAGCGAUGUGCUUACCAUCAACUGAGGGCCGCUCCCUCCCAGAGCACGGCCUGUGUUUUACACAGCUUUGUAAUGACCAGACAUGGUGCAUGUCCAAAUACUGUUCAUGGAAUUAGAUGUAUUCUCCCUGGAUACUGGCCUUGGAUCGGUUUGUGUUGACCUUUGAGAAAUUUGUAAAAACUAUUUUGUUAAAUGUUUCAUGAUUUGAAAUUAUCACUCAUUAUUACAGUUAUGAGUGAAUUGUGAAAUAGAUUUUCACUUAUCUGGACAUUCUUGAAAUAGUUUCAGCACCAGCAGCGAUUGUAACAUAUGCUGUGUGUGCUAAAGCAUCCAGUGCACCAGUGUCUGAUGGGGUUGAAUGAUACAUUUAGUUUUGUUUGUCAGCAGUUUAUCACAUACACUGUUAUUGAAUAUUAUUUUGUUAAAUGUGACUUUUUAAAUAAAUCUGUUUGAUGAA